AUGCGUCGAGUCGCAUCGGACCUCGCGCGGGGUUCGGAGGCGUCGCGCGCGAUCGCGCGCGCGUGUAGGCGCUCGAGCGACGUCGACGCGAAACGUCGCGCGCUCGACGUCACCGCGCGCGCGUUCGCGCGCGUCGCGAGCGGCGCGACGGCGUCGAGCUCGCGCGCGUCGAGCGAUGGCGUCGAUCGGUGGGGGUCGGGGGGACUGGCGCGCGCGCGCGCGCGCGCGGUGGAGGCGCGCGCGGCGCGGGCGCGAGACGCGCGGGACGGCGCCGCGCGCGCGAGCCCGGACGCGCGCGCGCCGUGGCGGGGGGAAUUGCGGUACGACGUCGAGGCGUUCGAGGCGUAUUUUAAGCGUCGGCCGAUGAAGGUUUUGAGACGGGCGUUGGUGGUGGCGUACGAGCUCGGCGCGAUCGGUCUGGGCGUCGCCGCGCGGGCGGGCGAGCGAAGAAGGCGGGCGCAGAGGCUCACGGAGACGCUCGCGCGGCUCGGACCGGCGUACAUAAAGCUUGGACAGGUGAUGUCGACGCGCGCCGACGUAUUUCCGGUGGAGUACGUCGAGGAGCUGGCGAAAUUGCAAGACGCGCUCGCGCCGCAAGACGCGGCGACGAGUCUGGAAACGCUCGAGCGCGAGUUGGGGUUGGGGGUUGAUUUUUUUGAAAAGUUCCACGAGACGCCCGUGGCGGCGGCGUCUUUGGCGCAGGUGUAUCGAGCGACGCUUCCAGGUGGGCAAGACGUAGCGAUUAAACUGCAGCGUCCGGGGUUGGCAGAGCUCGUGGCACUUGACGCUGUGAUCCUGCGCCGUUUCGCGGGAUUUGUAGGCUAUUGGAGGAAUUUUAAGAGCGACGUCGUGGGCAUUGUCGACGAGCUCGUGGGUAGAAUAUUCGAAGAAAUGGAUUAUAACAAAGAGGCCGAGAGUUGUGAGCGGUUCAGGGCGAUGUACGCCCCGGACGGCGACGCCGGCGUGGGGCUGGCGGGACUGGUGUACGCCCCCAGGGUGGUUGAUUUUUUGAGCACGCAAACGGUGCUCACGAUGGAGUGGGUCGAGGGUUUGCGCCUCACGGACGUGGCGAUGAUGGAAUCUAGAGGGAUUGUACCGAAUGAAGUGCUCGAUCGCGGCCUCAGGGCGUCCCUUCAUCAGUUGCUGACGUCGGGAUUCAUGCACACCGACCCACACCCUGGAAACUUGAUCGUGGCCGAAAACGGCGGGCUGACGUAUCUAGAUUUCGGGAUGACCGUGGAGGUCCCGAUCGAGACCAGGCGAGCGAUGGUUCGAGGCUUGAUAGGAUUCGUCAAUCGCGACCCUAGUGGGUUGGUGGACGACUUGCGCGUGAUGAACUUUCUUCCGCCGCACGUUGAUAGAGCCGCGGCGGAGGAGGCGCUGCGAUCUGUCUUCGCUGGUGAGAGCACGACCAAGGUUAGAAAUAGUAACGACUUCAUGGGCGUCGUCUCUCAACUUUCGACGGCGCUCAUGAAGCACGGCUUUAGGUUACCGCCGUACUUCUCGCGAAUUCUUCGCGCGUUGGCGGCUUUGGAGGGCACGGCGACUACGAUUGAUCCAUCGUUUCGCGUCGUUGAUAGGAGUUACCCCUUCGUGUUAUCGCGCGUUCUAAGCGAUCGAAGUCCGGAGAUGCGGGAGAGUCUGCGACGUCUUCUGCUCGCCGAGGAUGGUUCGAUUCGUUACAAGCGAUUGAUUCGCCUCAUUCGAGCGUACGGCGUGGAAGCUACUCCGAUGGCGUCGUCGGAGACUGAGACUCGAUCGGAUUGUCGCCAGGCGCUCGAUAAGACGAUCGCAGGCCUGUCGGAGCUUGCGUCUGGCGAGAAGGAAUCACUGAGUGGCGAAGAUGAGGCACGAAGGGCAACGAAGACGGCGAUGGAGGACGCGCUCAGGUUUCUGCUGAGCGAUCGAGGUGAGAGCACGCGCGAGAGACUCAUCGACGAUUUCAUCGCAGCCUUUGAGGCGCUCCUGGACGAGGACUCGGGCUCAAAGACGGACAUUCCGGAGGGUCGUUUCACCGUCGACGAUGCCAUCGGCGCCGCCAAGUCCGCCGCCACCGCCGUCGGCGAUAAUCCCGACCUCUGGAUCCCCGUCCUCGGUCGAGCCGCUUCGGAGCGAGAGACGCUCGCCGCGCUUCGCGCGUCGUCGCGUGUCGCCUACGACAGACUCAUCAAACUUCGAGCAUCCCGCCGUUCCCUCGGUCGCGCACCGUGCGAAGACGCCAAGGAGCUCGUCAGAAAGGUCGUGCACGCCCUAUCGGCGCCCAAAUCGCCCGAGACGCAACCGACGCGAGACUCGAGCGUGUAG
Messenger RNA from Ostreococcus tauri, 2304 nucleotides. RefSeq names its product Protein kinase-like domain. The transcript has a single exon. Gene Ontology annotation, biological process: protein phosphorylation. The record is from RefSeq and is a predicted model, not a curated record. The coding region runs from base 1 to 2304 and encodes 767 amino acids. Gene Ontology annotation, molecular function: protein kinase activity; ATP binding. Lineage: Eukaryota; Viridiplantae; Chlorophyta; Mamiellophyceae; Mamiellales; Bathycoccaceae.